CCACUUUUAAAGGCAAAAGGACAGCAGAACAGUGGCGACAAAAACUACCGUCACGCUGUUGUCGACAACGUAGCCAUGAAGAAAGUCGACCAAAUCCCUCAAAUGUCUUCGAUUCUCAUCAUCUUCGUUCUCUACUACUCUCUUCUCUUUCUCUCUCAUCUCCAAACAACCCUUAAUCUUGCUUGAUCCGGUUGAAAUUAGCUUCGGAUUCUUCUCCUUUUUCUUAAUCGGUCGAAAUACCCAGCUAGGGAUUUCGUUUUCUUGACUUUGUUUAGCUUGGUUGAAUAGUUUUUCUGGGAGUUUUCUGAUGUUUCAGGACGAGGGAUCGUCGUCGUCGAUUACGUCAUCGUCGCCGCUGCAAGGUUUGGCGGCGGCGGCGGCGGCGGCGGCAGUUUCGCCUGGAUCGCCGUACCCGUGGCUGAAGGAGCUGAAAUCGGAGGAGAGGGGUCUGUACUUGAUCCAUCUCUUGCUAACCUGCGCCGGCCACGUGGCCGGCGGCAGCCUGGAGAACUCCAACGUAGCCCUCGACCAGAUUUCCCACCUGGCCGCGCCCGACGGCGACACCAUGCAGCGCAUCGCCUGCUACUUCGCUCAGGCCCUCGCCGACAGGGUGGUCCGAACUCUGCCCGGCGUUUACCGGGCCCUCCGUUGCACCAAGCUGGCGUCGCCGGCCGAUGAUUUCCUUGCACGCAAGGUGUUUGUCGAAAUGUUCCCGUUCUCGAAAGUGGCUUUCCUGGUGGCCAACCAGGCUAUAAUCGAGGCCAUGGAGGGCGAGAAAAUGGUGCACAUAAUCGAUUUGAACGCCGCCGACCCAACCCAGUGGCGCGCGCUGCUUCAAGACCUCAGUGCCCGGCCGGAAGGCCCGCCGCACCUCCGCAUAACCGGCGUGCAUCCCGUGAAGGAGGUGAUGGAGCAAAUGGGUCGGGUUUUAUCCGAGGAGGCAGAGAAAUUGGAUAUCCCUUUCCAGUUCAACGCCAUUGUCAGCAAACUCGAAAGCUUAGAUUUGGAGAAACUCCGGGUCAAAACAGGGGAAGCUCUGGCAAUUUCAUCUCCAAUGCAACUCCACACUCUUCUAGCCUACGACGACGACAAGAAACCAUCACCAUUGGCAUCCAAGAUCCCAAACAGGUUCCAAAUUACCCAAAACUCAUUGGGAGAUUUUAUCGAACAGGAUGUGGGCAAUGGCUACAGCCCAAGCAACGACUCCGCAUCUUCAUACCUAUCAACUUCACCCAAGAUCGAAGCUUUCCUCAGUGCCCUCUGGGGCUUAUCCCCUAAACUAAUGAUAAUCACAGAACAAGACAGCAACCACAACGGCCACACCGUCAUGGAGAGACUCUCAGAAUCCUUAUACUUCUACGCAGCAUUGUUCGACUGCCUCGAAUCCACCCUCCCACGAUCCUCACCGGAGCGGUUGAAGGUGGAGAAGGCGCUUCUGGGCGAAGAGAUCAAGAACAUCAUCGCGUGUGAGGGCACCGAGAGGAAGGAGAGGCACGAAAAGCUGGAGAAAUGGUUCAAGAGAUUCGAGUCUUCUGGGUUUAGCAACGUCCCUUUCAGCUACUACGCAAUGCUGCAAGCCAGGCGAUUCUUGCAGAGCUUUGGGUGUGAUGGGUAUAAGAUGAAGGAGGAGAAUGGGUGCGUUGUGACUUGCUGGCAAGAUCGGCCAUUGUUCUCUGUGUCAGCUUGGAGAUGUAGGAAGUGAGAGCCAUUGUUGAUGGUUUAGAGUUUAUGGAAACUGGAAACUGGAAACUGUGAUUGACUUGAUAAGUAGUAGAGAGAUAUAGUCUAUGUUCUUGAAUCUUGAUUCAUUCUUUUGUGUUUUGUAAUGUGCGUGUUAGUUUUGAUGUUGUAGUUUGGGAUUUUUGGUUCUUUGCCUUUCACUUUCCAGUUUCCACUGGUUUUAUUUAGCAAUAACAAUCAAAGCCUAAUUCCCAUUGAUCUUUCUACCUA
Messenger RNA from Ipomoea nil (Japanese morning glory), 1950 nucleotides. RefSeq names its product scarecrow-like protein 3. NCBI's taxonomy places the organism in Eukaryota, Viridiplantae, Streptophyta, Magnoliopsida, Solanales, Convolvulaceae. The transcript has a single exon. The record is from RefSeq and is a predicted model, not a curated record. The coding region runs from base 308 to 1702 and encodes 464 amino acids. Gene Ontology annotation, molecular function: DNA-binding transcription factor activity; sequence-specific DNA binding. Gene Ontology annotation, cellular component: nucleus. Gene Ontology annotation, biological process: regulation of DNA-templated transcription.